UGGUACUACCGUAGUAACUACGUGGUCGCAAUAGUACAAAAAUGUAAACAUGCACAGAUAAUUUUGGUUCGAUUUCUUCCAAUUAGUGUACAAUUAGCUAAUUAUUUAGUUUAAUUGAAACUAAAACAAUAUAAUAAAGCAUAUUCAUACCUAUAUUUAGCUCUCUAUGGUUAAAGUUUCAACAAAAUUAUUUUUUUGUGACCGGAGUGAACAUAGGCAGAAGCGUCGUCAAGCGCAGAAUUUUAAGUCCGUAAUGGCGGACGCUAAUAAUUUUGGAAGUUUCGUGAUUCUAUUGUUCUGUUUUAAAGUAUUUUACUAGGUUGUGGGUUUGGGAAUGAGUUUUGUCAUAAGUGAACGUAUACGGAGUGUUUAUAACGUGAUAGUGAUAUGAAAUGUUCAGUUAUAGCGUGACAAAAGCGCCUUCUAGAUAUGUAACCUUUUCCCUAACCUCGUUUACGCCAAUGGAGUAGAUAUGUGAUCGAUGUGUGUGCGUCGGUGAACGAUAUUUCGUCCGUUUCGCGUUACAAUUUGUGUAUAGUUAAUCUUCUUGUUAGUGAUGGAAGUGUCCGCGUCGCGGUUUUGCAAUCCGACGCCCGAUUCCGAUGUAACGUAAGCGAGCCGGUCGAUCGCCAGAGCGAGUGUAAGCAGGGACGGCCGUUGCCAGCCGAACAUGGCUGCGACGCAGGCAGAGUCUCAGCGUAGCGAAGCGAACGUUGAGCAGAAUCCAUCGGAGCAGCUCAGUGAAUCUCGGAACGCUUUGUUGCAAAACGGCACCGACAAGUCCGUCGGGCGCGUUCCGCCCGAUGGCGUCGUGAACACAAAGAGCAAAUCGCCGAUGUCGGCCGAAUCGGGACAGCCACGCGACAGUGGCGAGGCGCCCGGUCACGACCGAGGCUUAGAUAGGCCACUGACGGACCAAUACGGCCAGUAUAGAUACCCAGAAGGCGCGGAUCCUUAUUACGCGCCACGGCCGGGUUUUCCCGGCAAACCGCGGCCUCCGCCGCAGCAGCCGCGCUUCUUCCCCGGACAGGCGGUGUCGCAGGCACCUGGCCCAACGCCCACGCUGAAUUCGUUAUUGCAAUCGAGCGGGGCGCCGCCACACCGCUACCCCAAUAGCUAUGAGCAGCCGCCGGCGGGCUACGGCCCAGCUCCCGGCUGGCCGCAGCAUAGGCCAAUGCCGCCUUAUAACCCUCAAGGAAGCCCAUAUAGAAAUUCUACGCCGCCUCGGGGCUACGGUGGGCCCCCAUACGCGGGUGCCCCGGGCGGUCCUCAACAGCCCCCGGGCGCGUAUGGCCCGCCUGGAUCGUACCCUCAACGGUACCCGCCACCAGGUCCUCCAGGCGCGCCCAACUCACGACCGCCUUUCUCGCCACACCAGGGCUAUGAGCGAGGCGGUUCUCCUCAGCCACCGACGCAGCCGCCGGGAGCUCCAAGCCCCGGCGCAGGCCAAAGUGCGCCUGGUGCUAUGUCUCCGACCCAGGACUCACAACAUCCGCCCCAUAUGCCGCCGCAUGGGGCGCAACCACCGCCGCAUCAGGGUUACCCGCCACCACCCAGGCCAGCACAGCCGUCCACGCCAAACGCACAUGAUCCAGACUCUGAUCUGACCGGUCAGAACAGCAAUGACUCGGGCGGCAGCGGCGGCGCGGGGCGCGCUACUACGCCGCACCUGAGGCCGACGCCCAGCCCAACAGGCUCCAGUGGCUCUCGCUCCAUGUCACCGGCUGUUGGCACGCAGAACGUAGCGAUGCCGCCGCGAACGUCGUCGUCGCUGUCAGACGGCAGCGGGCCGACGGCGCGACCGGGGCCCGGCGGCCAACCAGGGGCGCCAACGCCCGGCGGCGGCCCGCCUCCCGGCGCCAUGGUGGCACAGCCCUAUGCGCACCAUCCCGGCUACAAGCCGCCGCACUACCCGCCGCCGCAGCCCUACGGCUACCCGCCGAGAAACCACCACCCCUACCCGUAUGGAUACCGCCCGCCGCCGCCACCGCAUCCGCCGCAACACUACCCGCCUCUAAAGCAGCAACCGCGGCAUAUGGGUCCACCGGGACCUGGUGGCCCAAUUGGUCCGGGCGGGCCAGGGGCUCCGGAAGGCGCUAUGCCCCCGCCCACGGCGCCAGCAGAACCGCACGAUAACGGGCCUGCCGCGCCCGCCACAGCGCUCGUAACUACAGGUCCGGACGGUGCACCAUUAGAUGAAGGCAGCCAGCAAAGCACGUUAAGCAAUGCGUCCGCAGCAUCAGGAGAAGAAGCGUGCGGCGGGUCGGGCUCUAGUAAGGGCGGGUCCCGCAAGGAGUACGGCGCGGGCAGCGCGGCGCCGUCACCCUCGCCCGGCGGCGGCAGCCACUCCUCGCUACACGACGACUACGACGCCUCGCCGUCCUCGUGGCCACGCCCGCCCUCUAGUCCCGUAUUUAACAGUCACAUUGCGCCGGAGUCCUACAGAUCAAAGGCUGAAAAUUCAAGGCGACGAAUAGGAGAGUCUUCGUCAGGCCCGAAGUCGGACUCGCUGGGCAAGCUGUACGACAUGGACGACGCGCCCGAGCGGCGCGGCUGGGUGGAGCGCCUGCUGGCCUUCAUGGACGAGCGCCGCACGCCCAUCGCCGCCUGCCCCACCAUCUCCAAGCAGCCGCUCGACCUCUACCGCCUCUACCUGCUCGUGCGCGAACGUGGCGGCUUCGUCGAGGUGACGAAGAAUAAGACGUGGAAGGACAUCGCGGGGUUGCUGGGCAUCGGCGCGUCUUCCUCAGCUGCGUAUACGCUUCGUAAACAUUAUACGAAGAAUCUGCUCGCGUAUGAGUGUCACUUCGACCGCGGCGGCAUCGACCCGCAGCCAAUUAUCAACCAAGUCGAAGCCUCUACUAAGAAAAAGAGUGGCAAGUCCAACAGUACUUCGAGUACAGCAGGGUCGUCAAAUUCACAAGAGUCAUUCCCGAGCGGCGGCGGGUCCGGGGGAGGCGCUCCCAUGGACGGCUACGGCGGACAGUAUGCCGGCUACCCGCCGCAGCCGAACCAUUCGCAAGGCGGCGGGCCGGGCGGCGACAACCUAGCCGCCUCCAACCCGUUCGACGAGCCGCCGGGGCCCAGGAGACCCCCAGGUUACCAACAAGGUUACGGGUAUGAAUACGGAUCUCCUUACCAGCCGAACAGGCCUGUUUACCCUCCCUACGGUCCCGAUGGUGACAGAGGGUACCGCGGGCAGUCAGUGGGCGGCGCGGCGGGCGGCGGCGGCGCGGGCGGCGAGUACCAACAGUACGGCUACGGCGCGGCCUACCGCGGCGCAGCGCCCGGCGCCGCCACGCCGCCGCCCGCGCAGCCCUACCCCGACUACUACCGCGCGCCGCACCCGCACCCGCACCCGCACCCGCAGCACCCGCCGCACCCGCCCAUCUCGCCGCAGCAGCCGCCUAUCGAGAUGUCGGGCGGCGCGGCCGUCAGUAACUUAUUGAACUCGCAGCUCGCGCGCCAACUGGUGGCGCCGCUGUCGCCGACGCCCAGGCCCUACUAUGGCGGCGGGAAGGCGCUAGGUGCGGGCGCACCCCCAGCUGCUGGGGCUCCCCGCAGACACCCCGACUUCGCGAAAGGCGAACCCGCGUACGGCGGCGCGGGCGUCGGCGGACCCGCGGGAGGAGCGGGCGCGGCGCCUGCGGGAAGUCCGGGGGCGGCCGCGGCCGGGGCCAGGUUCGGCGGCGCCUGGGGGAACUCCUUCCCUCGCGCGCCGGCGCCCCCCGCCCCCGCGGCACCCUGGCGCCCGCAGCCCGGAGCGCCGCAGCCACCUAACUGGACGCAUCCGCCCUAUUCCAAUACGCCGAGUGGAGGCCCCGCGUGGGGAGGCGCGCCGCGGCCGCCUACGCAAGACCCCUACAACUCCACCGCGCCCUCACCUGGCUCUGCGCCAGCUAUGACAGCUCCCGGACAAUUAAAGCGGGAGUUAACAUUCCCUGCCGAGUGCGUGGAGGCGGCUGUCCCGACCGGGGAGAAGCGAAGAAGACUUACCAAGGCUGAUGUCGCGCCCGUAGACGCGUGGCGCAUCAUGAUGGCGCUCAAGUCCGGCUUGUUGGCCGAAACGUGUUGGGCGCUGGAUAUUCUUAAUAUUCUCCUGUUUGACGACAAUUGCAUAGGAUACUUUGGCCUACAGCAUAUGCCCGGCCUGCUUGACUUAUUACUUGAACACUUCCAUAAGAGUCUUAGCGACGUAUUCGAUUCGCCGUCGAAUGACGAGGGACCCUGGUACGCACCUCCCUCCAGUCCCGAGCCUGUGAUCAAGAGUGCGAAAACCACGAGAGAACCGCGGGAGCCGCCCGACCCGAGCGACCGAGUACGCCUGCUCAACGGAGAGAACUACACGAUGGAGUCGCGGCGGCGGCACCCCGUCGUGUACAAGCCCGACGACGAGCUGUUCGCGCCCGACGACGACGCCAGCCCCGAGACCGAGGACCACGACGUGCUCGAGCCCUGGCAGCUGGGCGGCGACAGCGGCGGCGCCGCGCACGUGCUGCCCGUGUUCCGCGCGGAGUUCCUGCACCUGCCCUUCGUGCGCGUCAUGCCGGGCCAGCGGGCGCCCUCGCCGCCCGCGCCCGCGCCCGCCUCCCCCGCCGCCUCGCCCGCCGGCGACAACCUGGCGCCCGAGCCCAUGGACCUGGAGCCGCCGCGCCGUGCGCUGGCCGUGCGCGACCCCGCCGGCGUGCUGCGCCGCCGCCGCCUGGCCGACUACGAGGACGAGUGCUACACGCGCGACGAGCCCAGCCUCAACCUCGUGGACGACACGCGCGACGCGCUCGCGCGCCGCUGCAUCGCGCUCUCCAACAUCCUGCGCGGCCUUACCUUCGUGCCCGGCAACGAGGCCGAGUUUUCACGCUCCGGCGCCUUUCUCGCGCUCGCCGGCAAGCUGCUGCUGCUGCACCACGAGCACGCGCCCCGGGCUGCCCGCGCCCGCGCCUACGAGCGCGCCGCCCGCGACGACGCCGACGCCGCCGCCUGCUGCUCCAGCCUGCGCGGCGGCGCCGAGUGGUGGUGGGACGCGCUGGCACAGCUGCGCGAGGACGCGCUUGUGUGCUGCGCUAAUAUUGCGGGCGGCGUGGAGCUGGCCGGCCAGCCCGAGGCCGUGGCGCGGCCGCUCCUAGACGGGCUAUUACAUUGGUCAGUGUGCCCGGCCGCGGUGGCCGGGGAUGCGCCGCCGGCGGCGGGCGCGGCGUCGCCACUGUCGCCGCGGCGGCUGGCGCUGGAGGCGCUGUGCAAGCUGUGCGUGACGGACGCCAACGUGGACCUGGUGCUGGCGACGCCGCCGCGCGGGCGCAUCGCGGCGCUGUGCGCGGGGCUGGCGCGGGACCUGUGCCGGCCGGAGCGGCCGGUGGUGCGCGAGUUCGCCGUGAACCUGCUGCACUACCUGGCGGGCGCGGGCGGCGCGGCGGCGCGGGAGGUGGCGCUGCACGCGCCGGCCGUGGCGCAGCUGGUGGCGUUCAUCGAGCGCGCGGAGCAGACGGCGCUGGGCGUGGCCAACCAGCACGGCGUGGCGGCGCUGCGCGACAACCCCGACGCCAUGGGCACGUCGCUGGACAUGCUGCGCCGCGCCGCCGCCACGCUGCUGCGCCUGGCCGAGCACCCCGAGAACCGGCCGCUCAUCCGCCGGCACGAGCGGCGCCUGCUGUCGCUGGUCAUGUCGCAGAUCCUGGACCAGAAGGUGGCGCACGAGCUGGCCGACGUGCUGUUCCAGUGCAGCCAGGGCCGCGCCGAGCCCGAGGACUAGUGCGCGGACGCUGUACCCGUGGGUACGUGUACAUAUAGUGAUACGGACUACUGUGACUGUGACGCGACUCCGACCUCAGUAUAGCGGUGUCUCAAGUGUUAGGCUGUACGAUCCGAUUUUGUUAUUUAUGUCCAUGAUGAUUUAUUUACAACAAGAAUGUCAAUGUGCUAUAAUCGAUUUCUAUUGUUCGAUUGUGAAAAGAUGUAUUAUAACACGUAAUUUUGAUUUUUAUAAUAAAAUGGGACUUGAAUCUG
This is a messenger RNA of Helicoverpa armigera (cotton bollworm), 6000 nucleotides long. RefSeq names its product trithorax group protein osa (gene osa). Gene Ontology annotation, molecular function: DNA binding; nucleosome binding. Gene Ontology annotation, cellular component: nBAF complex; brahma complex; SWI/SNF complex. Bases 671 to 5746 code for a protein of 1691 amino acids. The transcript has 20 exons. Gene Ontology annotation, biological process: positive regulation of DNA-templated transcription; regulation of transcription by RNA polymerase II; chromatin remodeling. The record is from RefSeq and is a predicted model, not a curated record. NCBI's taxonomy places the organism in Eukaryota, Metazoa, Arthropoda, Insecta, Lepidoptera, Noctuidae.